Molecule: messenger RNA, 1083 nt
Organism: Scheffersomyces coipomensis
Lineage: Eukaryota; Fungi; Ascomycota; Pichiomycetes; Serinales; Debaryomycetaceae
Gene: RNH35
Product: ribonuclease H2 catalytic subunit
Exons: 1
Coding region: 1-1083 (360 amino acids)
Biological process (GO): mismatch repair; DNA replication, removal of RNA primer
Cellular component (GO): ribonuclease H2 complex
Molecular function (GO): RNA-DNA hybrid ribonuclease activity; RNA binding
Source: RefSeq, a predicted model, not a curated record
AUGACAAGGAGUAGAUCUGUAUCGGAAGAUCCAUUGUCUGAUAUUGAGAAUAUCGAUCCUGAACAACAAGAAAAAGAUCAACCCAUUCCAAAAAAGAGAAAAAUAGAAGAAGAUACCAAUGGUAGUACCAGCACCUUCCCAUUAUCAGUAACUACGAUUGAAAAUCCAUUACAAUUCAAAUCAUCAACAUAUAGUUCACCCAUUCCGCAAGCCAUUCUCGAUGAUAAAGAAAGUUCUGUGGUACUUGGAGUAGAUGAAGCAGGUAGAGGGCCUGUAUUAGGAGCUAUGGUAUAUGGAGUUGCAUAUGCAUUAGAGAAUUUUCUGAAUUCAUUACAAAAGAAGUAUGGUUUCGCUGAUUCUAAAACAUUAAAGGAAGAAAGAAGACAAGAAUUAUUUGAUUUAAUUGAAAAUAAUAAUGAAGAAUUACAUGAACAAGUGGGAUGGGCUACCACUACAUUAACAGCCCGAGAUAUAUCAAGUGGGAUGUUAAAAGGAUCAGGUAAAGUAUAUAAUUUAAAUGAACAAGCUCAUGAUACUACUAUUGAUUUAAUUAAAUUAGUGAUAUCCCAAGGAGUUAAUCUUACUAAAGUCUAUGUUGAUACGGUUGGACCUCCUCAAACCUAUCAAACUAAAUUAAGUAAAAUAUUCCCCGGGAUUGAUAUAACGGUAGCAAAAAAAGCUGAUAGUAUAUAUCCUAUAGUAAGUACUGCAUCAAUUGUUGCUAAAGUUACUCGAGAUCAAAAUUUAAAAUGGUAUAAUGAGAAUGUCAUAAUAUUAAAUAAUCAUAAAUUAGGAUCAGGAUAUCCUAGUGAUCCCAAUACAUCUAAAUGGUUAAAUUCAAAUGUUGAUAAAGUAUUUGGAUGGUGUUAUGGAUUUAUUCGAUUUUCAUGGCAAACUGCUAAAGAUAGUUUAAUUAAACAUGAUGGAGUGAAUGUAAUCUAUGAACAACAAUGUAUGAAGAAAGAGAAAGGGUAUAAUGAUGUGGGUAAUUUUUUUAAUGGAACAUCCCCCAAUUCUAGCCAAAAGGUUAUACCAUCAUUUAUAGAUAAACUGUAUUAUAAUUCAGAUAUAGUUAACCUUUAG